AUGCUACAACCAUAAACCUGAGAAAUGAGAUUAAUGACAUAGUGAUUGGUGUCAUGGAAUUUAUUGAGAAACCAGAAUUAAAAUCUCAUAUAUAGUUCCAGUUGGUUCUAAGGGUCUGCAAGUUGACGAAGGUAAGAAAAUUGAUGGGUUGUCUUUUAAGCUUGGGAUGAGUAGUGACAAAUUUCGUAAUGAACAGUGUGACAUGUGUAGUUUGAUGAAAGAUGUGUGUGUAUUGUUUUAUAAGAAAAUUAUAGAAUGAGAUUUGAGGAUAAUAAAUAUAAUGCUCGGGUCAUCUAAAAAACAAGCAGAGAAACAAGGUCAAUGAUUAAGAAAUUUCAUUUACAAAGGGAUCUUGAAUAAUCUCCAAUGCAAAAAGGCAUGAAUUCUUCUUUAAAAAUAUGCACAUUUGAAUUCUUUAAAACUAACCAAACAAAAAGGAAUCUUCUUCUCUGUUACUUAAUAAUAAAAUUAGAGAAUGAUUUUAGCUAGAUAUAAAAAAAGAAAAAAAAAUUCUUCUAGAAAAUGUUUUUGAACAUGCUUUCAAAAAAAAAUCACAACCAUUUUAAGAGAUACCAAAAUUUAAAAAAUAUUAAUGUCAAAAAUAAAUAAUUAAUAUACAAUAAUAUUUAUCAUGCUACUAAAUCACACCAAAUUUCAGAAAUGUAGAAAUAUACAAUAUAUGUUUAGAUUGUAAAUAUCAGAAUAAAAAAACUUUAAAUUAUAUUGAUAUCUUUAUUUAAAAUAAAAUAUUUUUAAAGACAUUAAAUAUAUAGAAAAUUUAAAAAACUUCGGCGGCGUAGCGCGGGUAAUUACCUAGUAUUUACAAUCACGUCGAGCAUUUCGAGUAUUGUAUAUUUGGAGUUAGUCUUUCACCAAUAUAAUUGUGUUACAACUUAAUAUAAGAAAAUUUGAUAAUUAUAUCUAAAAUCUCGAUCGUUUAACAAUAUAUAUAUUAUGAAAUUUAAUUACUUAAAAUAUACGUAUCAUUAUGGCAUAUCACGAAAGAAAAAAACAAGAAAAAAAAAGUUUGAAGAAACAUGAGAUCCUUGUUGGAAAAGGAUUUUGUUUUCUCCAAUAUAUAUUAGGAAUUGGUUUAAUGAUGCCGACCUCGGUAUUCUUAUAAAUACAUACACUUAUAACCCUCGAAGAAAGCAUCCCAAUUACAAAAUCACAAAUUGUUCAAAAUCAAAAGCACGUACGAAGAAGAGAAAAGAUGUCGCUGUCUUUUUCACAAACGAAGUUACUGGUAAUCCUUGUGGCCUUUGCAUGCGUCUUCUCAUCAGGCUCAGAGGCAUGGAGCUGGAGCUGGAGCUCCGGUUCAGGCUCAGGCUCGGGUUGGGAAUCCCACGGCUCAGGCGGAUCAGCCUCAGGUUCGGGUACAAACCCUGAUGGUUCGCACUGGAGUUGGAAGUGGGACACACGGUCAGGCUGGAGAUGGAGGUCAGACUCAAACCGUACGAAGCCAGGCUCAUCGAACCAUAACGUUACGAAGCCUGAAGGCUCAUCAAAUCAUAACGUUACGAAGCCAGGCUCAUCGAACCAUAACGUUACGAAGCCUGAAGGCUCAUCAAAUCAUAACGUUACUAAGCCAGGCUCAUCGAACCAUAACGUUACGAAGCCGGGCUCAUCGCACCAUAACCAUAAUGAAACGAAGCCAGGCUCAUCAAAACAUAACGAUUCGAGGUCAGGCUCAGACGAUAACGAUUCAAGGAACCCGGUCUUUGCAACACCAAGAGAGGUCGUAGUGGGAGGAUCACGUGGAUGGAACUACGGGGUGGAUCUUGAAGAAUGGGCUUCCAAGACUACUUUCCAUGUCGGCGAUGUUCUUGUUUUCGAGUACAACAAUAUGACAAACCGAAGACAUGACGUGUACUUGCAAACAAAUCUGUGGAGUUACAGGACCUGCAACUUCGAAAGUAGAAAUAAGAUUGCUUCAUCGGAGGAGAAUGGAUCUAAAGAGAGCUUCAAAUUUACUCUUGCAAUGUCACAGCCUUACUCUUUUGCAUGCGGAGAGGAUAACGGCUAUUAUUGCCGUACCUAUAACAUGAAGUUUAGCGUUCUCCCAGGCGCCUGAGUCCUCUCGUCUAUCCAACUCAACCCUUUUGCCUCUUUUGCCUCUCUAUUUUUCUUAAUGCAAUAUUAUUAUUAGAGUUGCUAUUUUUUUAUUAGUUAAGGUUUUCUUAUUUCAUAAAGAUUUUGAAGAGUUAAUAACUAGAUGAUCAGAUCGACGUCUAGAUCGGGGAUGAUCAGAUCGACGUCUAGUCUUGCUGUUGCAUUUUUGUUAUAGUCUUUGAUAGUUAGCAUAUAUAAUCCAUGGAUUGAUCAUUUGCAUCUGUAAGGGACUUACUAUUGUAUCUGUUCAAAAAUGGUUAGGCAGGGAAUUUAUUGGUAAUAUUUGUCAUUCGCAAGUGACGUUUGCUUGGUUGUCAAGUCAUCUAAGCUGUGAGCCAGGCGGACGAAGGAAAUUGAUAAAGUAUUUAAGCCGUGGACAAAGUAUUGCUUGAUCCCUUCAAAUGUUGAAAGCUUGAAACUUAUAUUACAUAUACGUAAUUGGCGCUUAUAUUUGGUAAUUUAAAUGUUUAUUUUUAUAUUUGAUUUGUGUAUUUGUGUUUUUAUUUGUACACUAAAAAGCUUAUAGAAGAUAUUUUGGUUUAUUUGGUAUUUUUUUGUGUAGAUUGUAAUGAAUAUAUAAUUUUAGUGUUUUUGUUUUUUUGAUUUAGGUUGUGUUUAAAUUUAUAAUAAAUAUUUUUGGAAAAAUUUUACUUCUACACUUUCUUUGGUACCACAUUUCAAUUAUACCACUAGUAUGGGCCUUCUUUUUUGUAUAUUUUUCCUGCACUGGAUGUAGUUUUCGGGUAAAAUGUUUUAGGAUUUUGGAAGUCUCUCUUGUUGUUUUUAUAUGUUUUAUGAAACAUAAAAUGUAAAAACUUGCAAGUGUUUUUCAUAAUUGAAACGGGUAGAGAAAUUGAAAGUAAGAAAGAGAGAUUUUUAUUAAAACUAUAUCAGAAAUUUAAGAAAUAAAACAGAAAUGAUAGAAGUAGAUAGUCUUCACUCAUAUAAGCACCCAUCAAAUGAGAAUUGCUUUAAUAGGUUCCUAUGAAGAUGUUGUUGUCGUCUUUUCAUGGGCGGAACUCAUAUCCCAACCUGUUUCCUGCAAUCAGCAUCCUAGACAUUGUUUAAAAUAGGUAUAGCUAGUGACAAUUGUUAUCACAAGAGAGGCAUGUGAAGGAUGAGACUUCUUUCACGAGCUUCUUAGCACAGCUAGCGCAGCCAAUAUAACACCAUCCUUUUUCAGACUGGAUACCAGUUACUUUGGCAGUACAGAGAAACUCGAUCACCUACAAUCAGCAAGUUGAGUUAAACAAUAAAGUGUGACUUUUGGCAGAUUGAUUGAAUAUAUUUCGUUCUAUUACCUGAGGGUCAGCUGAGAGGACAUAUUGGUUAAGCUCAGAGACAGUGAGGGUUCUAUCUUCUGAGCAUGAAUCAGCUUUGAUGAAGAGGAUGUUUGAUUUGAGCCAUCUCCAAACAACCUUAACAGAUGGUUAUGUUGGGUGAGGAAAAAACUAAAUCGAAAAGUAUCUAUAAUAUUCAUAGGAGAGUUACUUACUGUGUAUAAGAGCAUGUUUAUCCCUUGGAUCCUUAAUGGAUUUCUUAAUGAUUAUUUAACUAUAUAAGUGUACAUUAGUGGACUUAAGAACUCUACUAAGAAAUUGUUUGAUUUUGUGCCUCCAUUGGUAGUUUCUUAAUUAAGGGUUCUUAAGAAAAAAAAAAAAUUUAAGACAAUUUUAUUUAUUAAAUGAAACAUAAUUAAAGAAACAUUUUCAAGAUAGGAUUUUAAAUAAAAA
Brassica rapa (field mustard) is the source of this 3845-nucleotide messenger RNA. RefSeq names its product variant surface antigen E-like. The record is from RefSeq and is a predicted model, not a curated record. Gene Ontology annotation, molecular function: electron transfer activity. NCBI's taxonomy places the organism in Eukaryota, Viridiplantae, Streptophyta, Magnoliopsida, Brassicales, Brassicaceae.